GGGGUUCGCGUCCGGCGGGGGCCACCCGAAAAUGGCAGCGCCCAUCCGGCUGCUCCCCCCCCUUCCUUCCCGGGCGGGAGGGCACCGCGUUUACCGGCACCCCCGUCCCCGCGAGCCCCGGGACGAGCGUGGGGUCGGUACCGCUCGCCGCCUCGCCCGGGGGCGCCGAGCCAAGGCCUCGCGCAGGCGCCGUUGUUGCCGCCGCCGCCUGGCUCACGACAUGGCGGCGCUGCGCGUGCUGCGGCGGGCGGCGGGGGCGCCGCUGUGCCGGGCCGGUGCCGGGGACCGGCGGGUCGCUUCGGGGGGACCCCCGCCCUCCGUGCCUCAGCGCAUCGAGGAGAAACGCCGCGCCGCCCUCCUGGGCGGCGGGCAGGCCCGCAUCGACGCGCAGCACAAGCGGGGAAAGCUCACUGCAAGAGAACGGAUUCUUCUGCUGUUGGACCCCGACAGUUUUGAUGAAUAUGACAUGUUUGUGGAACAUAGGUGUUCUGACUUUGGGAUGGACUCUAGUAAGAAUAAGUAUCCUGGAGACAGUGUGGUGACUGGCCGUGGACGGAUUAAUGGGAGACUGGCUUAUGUUUUCAGUCAGGAUUUCACUGUGUUUGGAGGUAGCUUAUCUGGAGCUCAUGCCCAGAAGAUCUGCAAGAUCAUGGAUCAAGCUGCCCUGGUCGGAGCCCCCGUGAUUGGGCUGAAUGACUCUGGAGGAGCCCGUAUCCAGGAGGGAGUGGAGUCCUUGGCAGGCUACGCAGAUAUAUUUUUGAGAAAUGUUCUGUGUUCUGGGGUAGUUCCACAGAUUUCCCUCAUUAUGGGUCCUUGUGCUGGUGGAGCUGUGUAUUCGCCCGCUUUAACUGAUUUCACAUUCAUGGUGAAGGAUACAUCCUAUCUAUUCAUCACUGGCCCGGAUGUCGUUAAGUCUGUUACCAAUGAAGAUGUCACCCAAGAGCAGCUUGGGGGUGCGAAGACACACACUGCUGUAUCUGGAGUCGCACACAGAGCCUUUGAGAAUGAUAUAGAUGCUUUACUUAAUCUCCGAGAGUUCUUUAAUUAUUUACCUCUCAGCAACCGUGAUCCAGCUCCGGUGCGGGAAUGCCACGAUCCCAGUGACCGUCUGGUUCCUGAGCUGGACACAGUUGUCCCCAUUGAAUCUACUAAAGCCUACGACAUGCUGGAUAUCAUACACUCCAUUGCCGACGAAAGGGAAUUCUUUGAGAUCAUGCCUGCCUAUGCCAGAAACAUUGUUGUUGGAUUUGCCAGGAUGAACGGACGAACCGUUGGGAUAGUGGGCAACCAACCCAAAGUAGCAUCAGGGUGCUUAGACAUAAAUUCUUCUGUGAAAGGAGCCCGCUUUGUGCGUUUCUGUGACGCCUUCAACAUACCACUGAUUACUUUUGUGGACGUUCCUGGAUUUUUGCCAGGUACAGCUCAGGAGUACGGUGGGAUCAUACGUCACGGUGCAAAACUACUGUUUGCCUUUGCAGAAGCAACUGUGCCUAAAAUUACUGUCAUCACCAGGAAGGCCUAUGGGGGUGCCUAUGACGUGAUGAGCUCAAAGCACUUACGAGGAGAUGCAAACUACGCCUGGCCCACGGCGGAGGUGGCCGUGAUGGGCGCAAAGGGUGCUGUCCAGAUCAUCUUCAGAGGAAAAGAGGCAGAUCGAGAGGCUGAAUACGUGGAGAAGUUUGCAAACCCCUUUCCUGCUGCCAUGAGAGGGUUUGUUGAUGAUAUCAUCCAACCUUCCACCACCCGCCUGCGCAUCUGCCAUGACCUGGAGGUGCUGGCUGGGAAAACCCAGCCCAGUCCCUGGAAGAAACACGCCAACAUCCCGCUGUGAGUGCCAGAGGGGCUUGGCCGUGCUGGAACACACAUACUCUCUGUUGAAGUGGAGGUCCACUCUGCAAUAUUUCUUUUCAUUUUGAUUUUGCUAAUGACCAUGAAUAAAUCAUAGUACGUAUCUCAUACA
Calidris pugnax (ruff) is the source of this 1960-nucleotide messenger RNA. RefSeq names its product propionyl-CoA carboxylase beta subunit (gene PCCB). The transcript has 15 exons. Gene Ontology annotation, molecular function: propionyl-CoA carboxylase activity. The coding region runs from base 32 to 1831 and encodes 599 amino acids. Gene Ontology annotation, cellular component: mitochondrion. Lineage: Eukaryota; Metazoa; Chordata; Aves; Charadriiformes; Scolopacidae. The record is from RefSeq and is a predicted model, not a curated record.